This is a messenger RNA of Cylicocyclus nassatus, 869 nucleotides long. NCBI's taxonomy places the organism in Eukaryota, Metazoa, Nematoda, Chromadorea, Rhabditida, Strongylidae. The record is from the annotation of a GenBank genome assembly.
UCUUGAUUGGCAUGAUUGUCCAACUAUUCCACUGUAGUGAGAAUAUUCGACAUGUAUUAUAUCUUAUUCCAAUUUACAUUUUGCAAACAAUAGCUUUGGGAAUAUCAACCUACUUAAUAGAGCAAUGUGCUUGUGGAACAUGUAGAAGGAUAAGAGGAGUGUGCAAACGACGGAAACGUAAACGUGAGGAGCUCAAAGUAAAGUCAAAAGAAGGACAGGUUGGAGGUGCACCUGCAUCAAGUGAGCCACCAGAGAGCGCAACAUUGCCUCAGAAAGAAGCGACGAAAGAACCUGAUAAAGAUAAGGAAGAGAUUAAACAUCCACGAAAGAAGUCAGCCAUCAAAAAGGAAGAAGAAAAGAAGGAAGAGCCAGCUUCUUCUGAGAAGAAGGAUAUCAAGAAGGACGAAGAGAAGGAAAGCGACGAAAAAAUGAAAGAAAUGAACUUGGAAGAGGAGAAGAAAAAAAUUGAAAACAUCAAACCAAAGCAAAUUAAAAGAAAUGAGAAGGAGGAGCGCAUCGCUCAAGGAAAGGAAGUGAGGAAUAAGGGCGAUUACCCUACCUUCAAUGAUGUUGAAAGCGACUGGGACUCGGAAAAGGAUAAUAAAGAAAAAGCGCAGAAAAAAGACUCUGAAAUAAAAGUUGAUAAGGACGAUAAGGGGGAAGAAAAAGAAAAGAAAGAACGAGAGGAAAGGGACGUUGAAAAGAAAGAAGAGGGUGACGAGCAAAAAGUUAAGAAAGAAGAAGCAAAGAAGAAUCCAGAUGUUAAAGACGAGAAAGCCAAGAAGUUAGUAACAAAUCCAACGCAGUCGCUGACUCCUCGUAUUGAAACAACCCAGAAAAACAUUACAGUUGUUCCACGAAAGACUUGA